AUGGCCACCACUCCUGCUCGGCAGGAUCCGAAUGUCCAGCAUCGCUUUGAUGGCGACGUCAAAGUAUUGAACUCUUCUGGAGAAGCGCGCGCAGCCAUACGGAAAGCACUGAGCGCCCUCCAUCAAAAUGUCCACGUCCCAGGAAACGUGCCGGUACAGAUUUCGGCGGACAUCAAAAUCGGAGUUGCUGGUGCCGAUGCGAAGCAACACACGUAUACCGUGACGGUGACCUCCAACGACUUCGACGCUGGAUCUUUUGCACAGCAAGUUCCUUCUGCGAGUGCUGGAGCCAAUGCCUCGACCCCCAGUGUACGCAAUGUGACGCCAGGGGCCGCAACACCUGCAAACGGACAACCAGGCCACGCGCAUCCUACACCACAGCCUGGGUCUCGCAAGGUGGAUGAAGAUGACGAUGUGGUUGAGAUACGUCCCUUCAAGCGGCCGAAACUCAAAGACAGCACUUCUUCUCCAGCCCUAGGCCAAAAAGGAGCGCAAGCUCAGAAAGGAUCGACAACAGAGCAAACCUUUGCUUCUAGGGAGGAUGAAAUGUACCACCUGACCAAGGGCUGGAACACCGAAUGGAAGCAACAAGGGGGCUGGCUGUUUGACAACAUCACCAAACUCAACGCCGCCAACACUAACAACACAUAUCGCCUGGAGUCAAAAAUGGCUUCGGUACAGGACGUACUCGGCAAUAGCAUCAACUCGGCAAAUCUAUCUGUUUUGAACGAGCUCGCGAACGUCUCCACUAAACUCAUACCAUGGCUGGAGACAUGCAGGAAAACCAGCGCCGACAGCAUGAAUGCCCGUUCGGAGAAAUGGCGGACGAGCAGCGCGAAUUUCCAUGACCAGACAAGGCGAGAACGCGAAGCAGCAGAGCAGAGAAUCGAGCGGAAGCUGGAGGAGCAGCGAGAACUGCUGCUGAGAUUGGCCAAAGCGAGUGGUGUGGACGCUCAGAAAGUGCAGGAGGCGGGUGCAAUUGCUAGCCGCGAGGAGAGUCUCGGCGCGCAGCUUACUGCUGAGCUGAAUAUGGAGGCUGAGAAGUCAUGA
This is a messenger RNA of Saxophila tyrrhenica, 1050 nucleotides long. RefSeq lists its product as uncharacterized. The record is from RefSeq and is a predicted model, not a curated record. The transcript has a single exon. Lineage: Eukaryota; Fungi; Ascomycota; Dothideomycetes; Mycosphaerellales; Extremaceae. Bases 1 to 1050 code for a protein of 349 amino acids.